Molecule: messenger RNA, 13528 nt
Organism: Balaenoptera acutorostrata (minke whale)
Lineage: Eukaryota; Metazoa; Chordata; Mammalia; Artiodactyla; Balaenopteridae
Gene: DNAH9
Product: dynein axonemal heavy chain 9
Exons: 66
Coding region: 11-12955 (4314 amino acids)
Biological process (GO): microtubule-based movement
Cellular component (GO): dynein complex
Molecular function (GO): minus-end-directed microtubule motor activity; ATP binding; dynein intermediate chain binding
Source: RefSeq, a predicted model, not a curated record
UUCGCGCGCGAUGCCGACAGCCGAGGAGCUUCCCGGGUUGGCUGAGGAGAACGCGGACUGGGAGCCCGGCGCCGACCCGCGGCUGCGACUCCUGGGGGCCUACGUGGCCCGGAGCCUGCGGCCGGCUGCGGGCGCCUGGGAGCGCUGCGCGGGCUCGGCCGAGGCGAGGCAACUGCUGCACGCCUUCCUGGGCCGCGGGGCCGCGGAGGGGCCGCGGCCGCUGCUGGUGGUGCGGCCCGGGCCCGGGGGCCUGGCUGUGCGCGCGGGGCUGGACGCAGGACCCGAGGCCGGCGCGCCUCGUGCUAAGGGGCUUUUUUGCCUGCGCACUAGGCCCGAGCCGCCGGGGCCCGACAGCCUCCGCGGAGCAGUGCUGUGCGGGGACCUGCCCGCCACGCCGCUGGCGCAUCUGACCGCGCUCUUCUCCGAGGUUGUCAUCCCCAUCCUGGCCAAUGAGAAGAAUCACCUAGACUGGCCCCACGUGGUUUGUCAGGAUGUCCAGCGACACGCCCACAGCCUCCAAUGUGACCUCUUGGUUCUCCUUGAGCAAGCGAAGGGGAAAACUUUGCUGCCUCUUCCAGUCGGCUCAGAAAAAAUGGGGUUUGUGGAUUCUGAAAGCGAGACCGCCUUGGAUUCUAUGGAUAAGUCAGUCAUGUAUGCCAUUGAGUCUGCAGUGAUCCAGUGGAGCCACCAAGUCCAGGUGGUGCUCAAGAGGGAGUCUUCCCAGCCUCUCCUACAGGGGGAGAAUCCCACCCCGCAGGUGGAGUUGGAGUUCUGGAAGAGCAGGUGUGAGGAUCUGGAAUACAUUUAUAAUCAACUGAGAACGAUAAAGGUGAGGGGCAUGGCGGGGCUUCUGGACAAGCUUCAGAGCAGCUACUUCCCAGCUUUCCAAGCCAUGUUCAGAGAUGUUGUAGCAGCUCUGAUGGAGGCGCGGGACAUCCACACGCACCUGGUGCCGCUGCACCGCCACCUGGAAACGCUCGAGAGCCUGGAGUUUCCUGAGGUGAAGCCACGGCUGUGGUCUCUGCUGCACGUGGUCUGCCUGAUCUGGGCCAUGUGUGAGCUGUACCGCUGCCCCGGGCGCCUGAUGGUGCUGCUGCAGGAGAUCUGCAACCUUCUGGUCCAGCAGGCCUCUAAGUAUCUCAGCCCAGAAGACCUCCUGAGAAGUGAGGUGGAAGAAAGUCAGAGAAAACUGCAAGUGGUCGUGGACACCUUGAGCUUCUUCAAGCGGGUGUUUCAGGACAGAAGGGAGAAUCUCCAUUCUUAUUUCAAAGAGAACCAGGAAGUUCGGGAGUGGGAUUUCCCGUCCUCUUUGGUCUUCGUGCGACUGGAUGGCUUCCUGGGGCGACUGGGCAUGGUGCAGGAUCUUCUGAAGACAACUUUGGAUUUCCACAAAUUGGGAAAGCUUGAGUUUAGUGGCAUCAGAGGGAGUGCCCUGAGCCAGCAGGCCCAGCGGAUGUACAGCGAGUUUCAAGAGAUGUACAGGGUCUUCUCAGAGUCUUCCUACGACUGCUUGGACCCUCAAAGCAUGGAAUUUGAAAAUGAUGUCUCUGAGUUUAAUCAGAGAGUAGAAGACCUUGACCGGAGACUGGGGACUGUCUUUGUUCAGGCCUUUGAUGAUGCCCCUGGUUUGGAGCAUGCCUUCAAGCUGCUAGACAUAGCAGGAAACCUCCUGGAGAGACCACUGGUAGCACGGGACACAUCUGAUAAAUACCUGGUGCUCAUCCGCAUGUUCAGCGAGGACCUGGAUGCCGUGAGGAGGAUCUACAGUCAGCAUGUCCAGGAGGAGGUGGAGUAUGGCUUCUCCUCCGUGCAUAAGAACAUGCCCGCUGUGGCCGGGAGGCUCCGCUGGGCGCAGGAGCUGAGGCAGCGCAUCCAGGGUCCCUUUGACAACUUCAGACGCAUGACACACCCUUGCAUGGAAUCUGCCGAAGGAAAGCGCAUGAUACAAAAAUAUGAAGAAAUGCUCUCAUUGCUGGAAAAGUAUGAGACAAGACUCUAUGAGGACUGGUGUCAAACAGUAUCAGAGAAGUCACAGUACAGCCUUUCCCGGCCACUUCUGAAACGUGAUCCAGAGACAAAGCAGAUCACUGUCAACUUUAGCCCACAACUGAUUUCCGUGCUGAAAGAAGUGAGUUAUCUUCAACCCCAGCAGAUGACGCACAUCCCUGAGACAGCAGCAGCCAUGUUCUCCUCCAGGGAAUUCUAUCGGCAGCUUGUGGCUAAAUUGGAGUUGAUGGCAAAUUGGUACAACAAGGUUAUGAAAACUCUGCUAGAGGUGGAAUUUCCAUUAGUGCAGGAAGAGCUGCAAAAUAUCGAUCUCUGCCUGAGAGCUGCAGAGGAGACUCUGAGCUGGAAAACAGAAGGCAUUUGGGAUUAUGUCAUUCAGAUCACCAAUAAUAUUCAUGAUCUUGAACAAAGAGUUCAGAAAACGAAAGACAACGUGGAAGAGAUUCAGAACAUCAUGAAAACAUGGGUGUCACCAAUGUUUAAGAGAAAAGAUGGGAAAAAGGAAUGCCUUCUCUCUAUGGAUGAUCAGCAUGAUAGAAUGGAAAAGUAUUACAGUCUUAUCAAAGAAUCUGGCCUUAAGAUUCAUGCCCUUGUGCAGGAAAACCUGGGUCUUUUCUCAGCAGACCCAACCUCCAGUAUUUGGAAGACUUACAUUAACUACAUCGAUGAUAUGUUGGUGGAUGGAUUCUUUCUUGCCAUUGAGUGCUCCCUCAAGUAUCUCCUGGAAAAUACUGAAUGUAAGGCAGGACUCACCCCGAUAUUUGAAGCACAACUGAGCUUAGCCAUCCCAGAAUUGGUUUUCUGUCCGUCUCUGGAGCCUGGAGUGAAGGGUGGCUUCUACGACAUUGUUGAGGGUCUCAUCACCAGCAUUUUUAGGAUAUCGUCCUUGGUUCCACGGCUUUCCCCUCAAAACGGCUCUCCCCACUAUCAGGUUGACUUGGAGGCCAUGCCUGAUCUGGCAGGCAUGCGGGGCGAGCUGAUGGGGCGGAUGCGGGGCAUGAUGACCCUCUGCUGCGGCUAUCGGCGCACCCUCAGCCAGUAUUCCUACCUCUACCUGGAGGACCGGAAGGAGGCCCUGAGCCAGUUUCUGCUAUAUGGGCACAUGCCCACAGCAGAGGAGAUGGAAGCCCAUGCUGAGGACGGCAUUCCAGAGAACCCGCCCCUGCUCCAUCAGUUCAAAGCGCAGAUCGACUGCUACGAAAAGCUCCAUGAAGACGUGUGCAGGCUGGAGCCCAUCCAGGUGUUUGACAGCUGGAUGAAGAUUGAUGUGCGGCCCUUUAAAACGUCUCUGCUGAAUAUAAUUAAAAAGUGGAGCCUUAUGUUCAAACAGCACCUUGUGGACUACGUCACUCACAGCUUGGCCGACCUUGAAACAUUUAUUAAAAACAGCGAGAGUGGCUUGCUCAAGAAAGUCGGAAAAGGAGAUUUCCAAGGAUUGGUUGAAAUUAUGGGACACCUUAUGGCUCUUAAAGAACGACAGAGCAGCACCGAUGAGAUGUUUGAGCCUUUAAAGCAGACUAUUGAAUUGCUGAAGACCUAUGGACAAGAAUUGCCGGAAACACUGUUCAGGCAGCUGGAGGAGCUGCCUGAGAAAUGGAACUACAUUAAAAAGAUGGCUGUUACCGUGAGGCAGCAGGUGGCCCCCCUGCAGGCAAAUGAAGUGACCCUCCUCCGCCAGAGGUGCGCGGCCUUCGAGGCAGAGCAGUGGCGGUUCUGGGAGCAAUUCCGCAGAGAAGCCCCCUUCAGGUUUGAUAGCACUGACCCUCAUCAGAUGCUGGAUGCCAGGCACGUGGAGAUCCAGCAGAUGGAAUCCACCAUGGCCUCCAUUUCUGCAUCUGCUAGCUUGUUUGAGGUCACCAUCCCUGACUAUAAGCAACUGAGGCAGUGCAGGAAGGAGGCGUGCCAGCUGAAGGAGCUCUGGGACACAAUUGGGAUGGUGACCUCCAGUAUCCAUGCCUGGGAGACCACCACGUGGAUGGAUGUCAACGUGGAGGCCAUGGACUUGGAGUGCAAAUGGUUUGCCAGGCACAUCCGGCACCUCGACAAGGAGGUCAGGGCCUGGGAUGCCUUCACAGGCCUGGAAAGCACCGUUUUGAACACCCUGACCUCCCUGAGGGCUGUGGCCGAACUGCAGAACCCGGCCAUGCGGGAGCGGCACUGGAGGCAGCUGAUGCAGGCCACGGGCGUGACCUUCACCAUGGACGAGGGCACCACCCUGGCACACCUCCUGCAGCUUCGGCUCCACCACUUUGAGGACGAGGUCCGGGCCAUCGUAGACAGAGCUGUGAAAGAGAUGGGCAUGGAGAAGGUCUUGAAGGAGCUGCAGACCACCUGGGUCCGCAUGGAAUUCCAGUACGAGCCCCACCCGCAGACCUACGUGCCUCUGCUGCGGUCCGACGAGGACCUCAUCGAGGUUCUGGAGGAUAACCAAGUCCAGCUUCAGAACCUGAUGAUGUCCAGGUACAUUGCCUUCUUCCUGGAGGAAGUAUCGGGCUGGCAGAAGAAGCUGUCCACUGCUGACGCCGUCAUCUCCCUCUGGUUUGACGUGCAGCGCACAUGGUCUCAUCUAGAAAGUAUAUUCAUCGGAUCUGAAGAUAUCCGGGCUCAGCUGCCCCAGGAUUCUAAAAGAUUUGAAGGCAUCGACACUGACUUUAAAGAGUUAGCUUAUGAUGCUCAGAAAACUCCAAACGUAGUGGAAGCCACCAACAAAUCAGGUCUUUAUGAAAAGUUGGAAGAUAUUCAGAGCAGACUGUACCUGUGUGAGAAGGCCCUGGCGGAGUACCUGGACACCAAAAGGCUUGCCUUCCCUAGGUUUUACUUUCUCUCCUCUUCUGACCUGUUAGACAUCCUUUCCAACAGCACAGACCCGCAACAGGUUCAACGCCACCUUUCCAAACUCUUUGACAAUAUGGCCAAGAUGCAGUUCCAGCUGGACGCCAGUGAGAAACCUACCAAGAUCAGUCUUGGCAUGUACAGCAAGGAAGAAGAGUAUGUGGCCUUCAGUGAGCCCUGUGACUGCAGUGGGCAGGUAGAAAUAUGGCUGAACCAUGUGCUUGCUCACAUGAAGGCCACCGUGAGGCACGAGAUGACAGAAGGCAUAACUGCCUAUGAAGAGAAGCCGAGGGAGCAGUGGCUCUUUGACUAUCCAGCUCAGGUGGCCCUGACCUGCACUCAGAUCUGGUGGACCACAGAGGUGGGCAUGGCAUUUGCCAGGCUGGAGGAAGGCUACGAGAAUGCCAUGAAGGACUAUUACAAGAAACAAGUGGCCCAGCUCAAAACCCUCAUCACCAUGCUGAUUGGCCAGCUCUCCAGCGGGGACCGGCAGAAGGUCAUGACCAUAUGCACCAUCGAUGUCCAUGCCCGGGACGUGGUGGCCAAGAUGAUCGCUCAGAAGGUGGACAACGCCCAGGCUUUCCUCUGGCUGUCCCAGCUGCGGCAUCGCUGGGAUGACGAGGCCAAACACUGCUUUGCCAACAUCUGUGAUGCCCAGUUUCUGUACUCCUAUGAGUACCUGGGAAAUACACCUCGCCUGGUGAUCACGCCUUUGACAGACAGGUGCUACAUCACCCUCACCCAGUCUCUGCACCUGACCAUGAGCGGGGCUCCAGCAGGACCUGCAGGCACAGGCAAGACAGAGACCACCAAGGACCUGGGCCGCGCACUAGGCAUCAUGGUCUACGUGUUUAACUGCUCCGAGCAGAUGGGCUACAAGUCUUGCGGCAACAUCUACAAGGGCCUUGCUCAGACCGGUGCCUGGGGCUGUUUUGAUGAGUUUAAUCGAAUCUCCGUGGAGGUCUUGUCAGUGGUGGCUGUGCAGGUAAAAAGCAUUCAAGAUGCAAUUCGAGAUAAGAAGCAGCGGUUCAGCUUCCUUGGAGAGGAGAUUAGCCUGAACCCUUCUGUGGGCAUCUUCAUCACCAUGAACCCAGGCUACGCCGGCCGCACGGAGCUGCCGGAAAACCUCAAGGCUCUGUUCAGGCCUUGCGCGAUGGUCGUUCCAGACUUUGAGUUGAUCUGUGAAAUCAUGCUUGUGGCAGAAGGAUUCAUUGAAGCACGGUUACUAGCCAGGAAGUUCAUCACCCUUUACGAGUUGUGCAAAGAGCUUCUCUCCAAACAGGAUCACUAUGACUGGGGCCUGAGGGCCAUCAAGUCUGUGCUGGUGGUGGCGGGAUCCCUGAAGCGAGGAGAUCCUGACCGGCCCGAGGACCAGGUCCUGAUGCGCUCCCUGCGAGACUUCAACGUCCCCAAGAUUGUGACAGAUGACAUGCCCGUGUUCAUGGGCCUGAUCGGGGACCUGUUUCCUGCCCUGAAUGUCCCUCGGAGGAGAGACCUCGACUUCGAAGCUUUGGUUAGGAAGGCUGUGGUGGAGCUGGAGCUCCAGGCUGAGGACAACUUUGUGCUCAAGGUGGUCCAGCUGGAGGAGCUUCUGGCUGUGCGGCACUCCGUGUUCGUGGUGGGCAGCGCGGGAACUGGCAAGUCGCAGGUGCUGAGGUCCUUGCACAAGACCUACCAGAUCAUGAAACGCCGCCCCGUCUGGACUGACCUCAACCCCAAAGCAGUCACCAACGAUGAACUCUUUGGCAUCAUCAAUCCGGCCACACGAGAGUGGAAGGAUGGAUUGUUCUCCUCCGUCAUGAGGGAGCUUUCCAUCAUCACCCAUGAUGGGCCCAAGUGGAUUCUACUGGAUGGCGACAUAGAUCCAAUGUGGAUCGAGUCUCUGAACACUGUCAUGGAUGAUAACAAGGUGCUGACCCUGGCGAGCAACGAGAGGAUCCCUCUGAAUCCCACAAUGAGGCUCCUCUUUGAGAUCAGCCACCUGCGCAUGGCCACGCCAGCCACUGUCUCCAGAGCAGGGAUCCUGUACAUCAGCCCUGCAGACCUGGGGUGGAACCCUCCUGUGAGCAGCUGGAUCGACAAGAGGGAGAUCCAGACAGAGAGAGCCAACCUAACCUUUCUGUUUGACAAGUAUCUUCCAGCCUGCUUAGACACACUCAGAACCAGAUUUAAGAAGAUAAUUCCAAUCCCAGAGCAGAGCAUGGUUCAGAUGCUGUGCCACCUCCUCGAGUGUCUGCUGACCGAUGAGGACAUCCCUGCAGACUGCCCCAAGGAAACCUACGAGCUUUAUUUUGUGUUUGCUGCCAUCUGGGCUUUUGGCGGAGCAAUGGUCCAAGAUCAGCUCAUGGACGACCGGGAAGAGUUCAGCAAAUGGUGGCUGACCGAGUUCAAAACCGUCAAGUUUCCCUCCCAAGGAACCAUCUUUGACUAUUACAUAGACCCAGAGACCAAGAAAUUCGAGCCUUGGUCCAAGCUCAUCCCCCAGUUUGAAUUUGACCCUGAGAUGCCUUUGCAGGCCUGCUUGGUGCACACGAGCGAGACCAUCCGAGUGUGCUACUUCCUGGAGCGGCUCCUGGCUCGGCGGCGUCCGGUCAUGCUGGUAGGGACUGCGGGCACCGGCAAGUCGGUGCUGGUGGGAGCGACGCUGGCCAGCCUGGACGCCGAGGAAUACCUGGUGAAAAACGUGCCGUUCAACUACUACACCACGUCGGCGAUGCUGCAGGCUGUCCUGGAGAAGCCUCUGGAGAAGAAAGCGGGCAGAAAUUACGGCCCCGCGGGCAACAAGAAGCUUAUCUAUUUCAUAGAUGACAUGAACAUGCCUGAGGUGGACGCCUACGGGACUGCACAGCCCCACGCCAUCAUCAGGCAGCACCUGGAUUACGGCCACUGGUAUGAUCGAAACAAACUGUCCCUAAAGGAAGUCAUGAAUGUCCAGUACAUUUCCUGUAUGAACCCCACCGCGGGCAGCUUCACCAUCAACCCACGGCUUCAGCGUCACUUCAGCGUGUUCGCCGUCUCCUUCCCGGGAGCAGACGCCCUGUCCUCCAUCUACUGCACCAUCCUGACUCAGCACCUGAAGCUUGGGAACUUCCCGGCACCACUGCAGAAAUGCGUCCCCCAGCUGACCCGUCUGGCCCUUACCUUCCACCAGAAGAUCGCCACCACGUUCCUCCCCACAGCAAUCAGAUUCCAUUACAUCUUCAACCUCAGGGACUUGGCCAACAUUUUCCAGGGCAUUCUCUUCUCCUCUGUGGAAUGUGUAAAAUCCACACAGGACCUAGUAAAGCUCUAUCUGCAUGAAUCAAAUCGGGUUUAUCGGGAUAAGAUGGUGGAAGAGAAGGAUCUUGAUCUUUUUGAUAAGAUCCAAGCAGAAGUGAUCAAGAAAAUUUUUGAUGAUCUCGAAGAGACAGUGGAACAGACCCAAAGCCUGAACAUGUAUUGCCAUUUUGCAAAUGGUAUCGGGGAGCCCAAGUACAUGGCGGUACAAUCAUGGGAACUUUUGACCCAGACUCUGGUGGAGGCCCUGGAGAACCACAACGAAGUCAACGCAGUGAUGGACCUGGUUCUCUUCGAGGACGCGAUACGCCAUGUCUGCCACAUCAAUCGCAUCUUGGAGUGCCCGCGGGGAAACGCUCUGCUGGUCGGCGUAGGGGGCAGCGGCAAGCAGAGUCUGACAAGGCUCGCGGCUUUCAUCAGCUGCAUGGAUGUAUUCCAGAUCACGCUGCGGAGAGGCUACCAGAUUCCUGACUUCAAGGCGGACCUGGCCAGCUUGUGCCUGAAAGCCGGGGUAAAGAAUCUCAGCACCGUGUUUCUCAUGACAGAUGCCCAAGUAGCGGAUGAGAAGUUCCUUGUGCUCAUUAAUGACCUCUUGGCAUCGGGAGAGAUCCCAGAUCUCUACUCUGAUGAUGAGGUUGAAAACAUCAUAAGCAAUGUGAGGAACGAAGUCAAGAGCCAAGGUCUUGUUGACAACAGAGAGAACUGCUGGAAGUUCUUUAUAGAGCGGGUCCGACGACAACUGAAGGUGACUCUCUGUUUCUCCCCGGUGGGGACCAAGCUGAGAGUCCGCAGCAGGAAGUUCCCCGCCAUCGUGAACUGCACAGCCAUCGACUGGUUCCAUGAGUGGCCUCAGCAAGCCCUGGAGUCCGUCAGCUUCCGCUUCCUGCAGAACACGGAGGACAUUGAGCCCACAGUCAAGCCAUCGAUUAGCAAGUUCAUGGCUUUUGUCCACACAAGUGUCAGCCACACCUCCCAGUCCUAUCUGAGCAAUGAGCAGCGCUACAACUACACAACCCCCAAAUCAUUCCUGGAGUUCAUCAGACUCUACCAGAGCCUGCUGUGCAGGAACGGAAGGGAGCUCAAGUGCAAGAUGGAGCGACUGGAGAACGGGCUGCUGAAGCUCCGCAGCACCUCCGCCCAGGUGGACGAUCUGAAAGCCAAGCUGGCUGCCCAGGAAGUGGAACGGAAACAGAAGAAUGAAGAUGCAGACAAGCUGAUUCAGGCAGUGGGCACAGAGACAGACAAGGUGAGCAGAGAGAAAGCCGUCGCAGACGAAGAGGAGGAGAAGGUGGCCCUCAUCACGCUCGAGGUGACACAGAAGCAGAAGGACUGUGCGGGAGACCUGGCCAAGGCAGAGCCGGCGCUCACGGCCGCCCAGGCAGCCCUCAACACCCUCAACAAGACCAACCUGACGGAGCUGAAGUCUUUCGGUUCCCCGCCGCCGGCCGUCAGCAACGUCAGCGCAGCCGUGAUGGCUCUCGUGGCCCCCGGGGGCAAGGUGCCCAAGGACCGCAGCUGGAAGGCCGCCAAGGUCACCAUGGCCAAGGUGGACGGCUUCCUGGACUCCCUCAUCCACUUUGACAAGGAGAACAUUCAUGAGAACUGCCUCAAGGCCAUCAAGCCGUAUCUGCAUGACCCCGAGUUCAAUCCCGAGUUUGUGGCCACCAAGUCCUACGCAGCUGCCGGCCUCUGCUCUUGGGUCAUAAACAUUGUGAGGUUCUACGAGGUGUUCUGUGACGUGGAACCCAAGCGCCAAGCACUGAGCAAGGCCACCUCGGACCUUGCUGCCGCCCAGGAGAAGCUGGCUGCUGUUAAAGCCAAGAUCGCUCACCUUAAUGAAAACCUGGCCAAACUCACGGCCAAGUUUGAGAAAGCAACAGCGGACAAACUCAGAUGUCAGCAAGAAGCUGAAGCGACUGCAGGCACCAUCUCCCUUGCAAACCGCCUGGUGGGAGGACUGGCCUCUGAAAGCGUGAGGUGGACAGAAGCUGUGCAGAACUUCAAACAACAGGAAAGGAAAUUAUGUGGAGACAUUUUACUUACGGCGGCUUUCAUUUCGUACCUGGGCUUCUUUACAAAGAAAUACCGGCGGAGCCUCAUGGACGGGACCUGGAGACCCUACCUGAGCCAGCUGCAGGUUCCCAUCCCAGUGACCCCCAACCUAGAUCCCCUGAGGAUGCUGACGGAUGAUGCCGACGUGGCUGCCUGGCAGAACGAGGGCCUGCCUGCAGACCGCAUGUCCACGGAGAAUGCCACCAUCCUCCUCAGCUGCGAGCGCUGGCCACUCAUGGUGGACCCUCAGCUACAAGGCAUCAAAUGGAUCAAGAACAAGUACGGCGAGGGCCUCCGGGUGCAGGAGGCCCAGGUGACGGAGGUGAAAAUCAACAAGGCCCGGGAACACUAUCGACCGGCAGCUGCCCGGGCCUCUCUGCUCUACUUCAUCAUGAAUGACCUCGGCAGGAUCCACCCGAUGUACCAGUUUUCUCUCAAGGCCUUCAACAUCGUCUUCCAGAAGGCUGUGGAGAAGGCUGCUCCUGAUGAGAGCCUCAAGGAACGGGUGGCCAAUCUAAUAGACAGCAUCACCUUCUCUAUGUACCAGUACACCACCCGUGGGCUCUUUGAGUGUGAUAAGCUGACCUACCUUUCCCAGCUCACCUUUCAGAUUCUCCUCCUGAACCAGGAAGUCAGUGCAGCAGAGUUGGACUUCCUGCUUCGAUCUCCAGUGCAGACAGGCGUCACCAGUCCCGUGGAGUUCCUCUCGCAUCAGGCCUGGGGUGGCAUCAAGGCACUUUCAUCAAUGGAAGAAUUCUAUAAUCUGGAUCGGGACAUUGAGGGAUCCGCCAAGGGCUGGAAAAAGUUUGUCGAAUCAGAAUGUCCUGAGAAGGAGAAGUUCCCCCACGAGUGGAAGCACAAGACAGGCCUGCAGCGCCUCUGCAUGAUGAGAGCCAUGCGGCCCGACCGGAUGACCUAUGCCAUGAGAGAUUUUAUUGAGGAGAAGUUAGGAAGCAAAUACAUGGUGGGAAGAGCCCUGGACUUUGCAGCCUCUUUUGAAGAAUUGGGACCAGCCACUCCCAUGUUUUUUAUCCUGUCUCCAGGGGUGGACCCACUGAAGGAUGUGGAAAAUCAAGGUAGAAAACUCGGAUAUACCUUCAACAACCGGAACUUUCACAACGUGUCUUUGGGCCAAGGACAGCAGGUGGUGGCCGAGGCUGUGCUGGACCUGGCUGCCGAGAAAGGCCACUGGGUUGUUUUGCAGAACAUCCACCUGGUGGCCAAGUGGCUCCGUACCCUGGAGAAGAAGCUGGAGGAGCACAGUGAGAAGAGCCACCCAGAGUUCAGGGUCUUCAUCAGUGCGGAGCCUGCGCCCUCCACUGAGGGCCACGUCAUCCCCCAGGGCAUCCUGGAGAACUCCGUUAAGAUCACCAACGAGCCUCCCACGGGCAUGCACGCCAACCUGCACAAGGCCCUGGACAACUUCACUCAGGACACCCUGGAGCUGUGUUCCCGGGAGACAGAGUUUAAGAGCAUCCUCUUUGCGCUUUGUUACUUUCACGCCGUGGUGGCAGAAAGAAGAAAGUUUGGGCCCCAGGGGUGGAAUCGCUCCUACCCCUUCAGCACUGGGGACCUCACCAUCUCUGUGAACGUGCUCUACAACUUCCUGGAGGCCAACGUGAAGGUCCCCUAUGAUGACUUGCGCUACCUCUUUGGUGAGAUCAUGUACGGAGGCCAUAUCACUGAUGAGUGGGACAGGAGACUCUGCAGGACCUACCUGGAGGAGUUCAUCAAACCAGAAAUGCUGGAAGGAGAGCUGUCCCUGGCGCCAGGCUUCCCCCUCCCAGGCAACAUGGACUACAGUGCUUACCACCAGUACAUCGACGCCGAGCUGCCCCCAGAGUCGCCGCAUCUCUACGGCCUCCACCCGAACGCGGAGAUCGGCUUCCUGACCCAGACUUCGGAGAAGCUCUUUCGCACGGUGCUGGAGCUGCAGCCCCGGGACAGCCAGGCCGGAGAUGGAGCGGGGGCCGCAAGGGAAGAAAAGGUCAAGGCCGUCCUGGAAGAGCUGUUGGAGCGGGUGACAGAUGAGUUUAACAUCCCAGAGCUGACGGCCAAGGCGGAGGAGCGCACCCCCUACAUGGUCGUGGUGCUCCAGGAGUGCGAACGGAUGAACGUCCUCACCCGGGAGAUUCAGCGCUCCCUGCGAGAGCUAGACCUCGGAUUAAAGGGGGAGCUGACCAUGACCAGCGACAUGGAGAACUUACAGAACGCUCUGUACCUAGACACAGUGCCGGAGCCCUGGGCCAGGCGCGCCUACCCUUCCAUGGCAGGCCUGGCAGCCUGGUUUUUGGACCUGCUCAACCGAAUCAAGGAGUUGGAGGCCUGGACAGGCGACUUUAUGAUGCCCUCCACUGUGUGGUUGACGGGCUUCUUCAACCCGCAGUCCUUCCUGACCGCCAUCAUGCAGUCCACGGCCCGCAAGAAUGAGUGGCCCCUGGACCAGACGGCCUUGCAAUGUGACGUGACAAAGAAGAACAGAGAGGAAUUCAGGAGCCCCCCUCGGGAAGGGGCCUACAUCCAUGGCCUCUUCAUGGAAGGCGCUCGCUGGGAUGUACAGGCUGGGAUCAUCACCGAGGGAAAGCUGAUGGAGCUGACACCCCCCAUGCCGGUGUUGCUCCUCAAGGCCAUCCCCGCAGAUAAGCAGGAUUGCCGCAGAAUCUACCCCUGUCCUGUGUACAAGACUCGUCAGCGAGGACCCACCUACGUGUGGACUUUCCACCUGAAGACGAAGGAAAAGCCUUCCAAGUGGGUUCUGGCCGGAGUAGCCUUGCUUCUCCAGGUGUAGCUUCCUGCAGACCCACUGAGGAGACAGAGCUGGGCUGGAGGCUGCCCGGAGGGACCAGUGGAGAGGGCCGACCCCAGCCCUAGGGAAAGAUAAGAAACCGAAAGCACUCACAGUUCUGAAGAAUUCCCUUGGGGGACUCGGAGAGAAGGACCUGAAGUGAGGCAGAGCUAGAGGAGCGUGGACCUGGGAACUAGGGGAGAAGAGUCUCGUAACACUGACCCUUUCCUAAUAAAGUGAUUUGUUCUUCAACUGUGUCUGGUCCAGGCUUUGAGCGUUGCAGAGUCAUAAGUUAUCAUGAAGAGCCCAAGAGAAACGAGCCACAGGCACUUGAGCCCUGACGUCAUUACACAGCCCUACACCCAGCACCCUAGUUCCCAGCUAGUCCGUGGCCCAGCGGCACCGGCAUUGCCCACGAACCAGAGUCUGCAUUUUAACAAGCUCCCCAGGUGAUCUGUAUGCACUUUAUGGCUUGAGGAACGUUACUCUGGAUCAGGGGGCCACCAAACUUUUUCUGUUAGGGGUCAGAUAGUAAAUAUUUUAGGCUUCACGGGGCAUAUUGCUUCUGUUGCAACU